AUGUUGGGUAUACACCCCAAAAAACUGGCUUCCCUCAGGACACCAAUUUCCAUGUGGUAAAAGCAAGUUAAUCUGCUAGUAAAUCUAUCCAAUUCCUUAGGAAAACAUCACAACCAUUUUGUAGCAUUGUUGACAUUCCUGCUCAUCUGAGAUAUUUUCAGCUAGGAACUAACUGCCUGUUGCUUCACAUUGUUGCUCUUUGUCUGUUUAAUUAGUCAAAUGUGUUUUUUAUGAAAACCUCAACUCCAUUUUCAUUCCCAUGGAUGUUGUGCAACUGGAAGCAUGACUAUGCACUUACUUGCUCCAUAUAGGAAUUCCACAAGGAGAUACAAGGACGUGUUUAGCAAAGAAAAGAGGUCACUUCUCAUAAACAGUUGACAAAUAUGGGAAAGGUUGUUAUUGUCUGAGUCAAUGCAAUGUUUUCCACUAUGUCCUCAUUCUCUCGUGUGACCAGCUGCUUAUUUAUUCGUUCUGUGGUGACUUGCCUAUUCAGGCAUGGGAGGUGUAGCUCAACCAACAAGUCUGAACAAUUUACAACUGAGUACUUGUUGUCCUAUGGACAGUAUGCUGCCUGCUUUCUAGGGAGAAUUACUUCCAGAGACUGAAGUGCAGUCCUUCAGUUUCACCAAGUCUACACACGGAUUAGGAGCUUGCUUCGCUUCCCUUAAAUAGACUCACUUGUUUUGUAAAGUGAGGAACUAUUUUGGAGUUGAGUACUUUAGAGGACUGUUUUUACUUCUUGUUAAGGAUUCUGACAAGAUCUGACUGACUUUUUCUGACUGUGAAGGGGACAGCUUUCAAUGAUGAAAACAAUGGAGAACGGCCAUCCAAGUGAUAACUGCACAGCAGAGAAUCUGCCACUGUACAAAUUUUACGCCUCUGUGAUGAUCAUGGAAUUCACCCUGGGUCUGCCGCUCAACCUCUCAGUGCUUUAUCUAUUCAUCUUCAAGCUGAAGUUCUGGAAAUCUAAAACCAACAACAUUUUCCUGUUCAAUCUCGUCUUGGCUGAUGUUCUUCUGCUUAUAUGUUUGCCAGUAAAGGCAUAUCAUUUUCUUAAUGGGAAUCGGCGGAGUACAGAGGGAGGGACCUGCAAAGCCAUGCUCUUCAUGCUGUUUCUGAACCGAGGUGCCAGUAUCGCCUUCCUGACUGUGAUUUCAGUUGAUCGCUAUUUCAAUGUGGUUCAUCCUGGGAAAAAGAACUUUGCCAAGGCUUUUAAAAGGUCUCCUCAUAUCUCUAUCCUCAUCUGGCUACUGCUGCUCCCCCUGACUAUCCCCACCAUGCUGAAGUCCUUUGAGUGCUGUAAUAGUUAUGGGCGUGAAGAUGACACUCUAGUCGAGGACGUCACUGACACUCUGAGAGAGGUUGUGUUUUUCACCCAGAUUCUCAUCCCUUUCUUUGUGUUGGUCUACUGCACGGUCCGCAUUGUUAACAGACUAAAAAAGAAGACCGUAGGGGAUAGUACCAAGCUGCGUCGAGCAGUGUUUCUGGUCACCUCAGUAAUGCUGGUCUUUUCUUUAUUUUUCUUGCCUUGUACCAUAGCUAGAAUGGUUCUGUUGAUUUUCAGAAUCAAGGAUCUACAGGAUGCUGAGAAUAUAGCUGUUCAGCUCUAUGACGGACUCAUGGUUUUGUCCUACAUGGAUUGUUUAGUGGACCCAAUUGUGUACUGCUUAAGCAGCACUAAGUUCAAAAGCCUCUACCUGACAACGUAUUGCCCCAGUCUACUGAACAAAGAUGCAGAAUCAGCUGAAAGCCCUAACUUGACAGGAAACAACUUAAAUAAAAAAUGCAAUAACAAUGCACUGUACACUGUAAAGGGGUUGCCCUGAAUUUGACAGUAACUUACAGGAAGCUCAGUGGAAAGUCAAAUUCUGUAUUUCAUAAUACAGUUAACCUAAUGUAAUAUAAAUGUGGUAUCAAAGCAAGUACUGUGUUAUGACACACAGUACGAUACUGUAAAAUUGACUGUAUUCUACUGUGAAAAAGUAAAUGCUACCGUAAUCAGAAUUAAUUCAUGAAAUUCAAUGAGGGGAUGGGUUUGUAUUUCACAGGAUUGUACUGUAUUUACAAGGGAUUGGUGCAAGCAGGUUGGCUGCUAGUCAAAAAUUGUUUACACAUAUUUGGUGCUUUAUAUCACUUACACUUAACAAAGGCUUCCAAACUGGCAGUGACUACAGGACAAAACAGACCAAAAGGACAUGGCAAAAUGCCUGCUGCCACUCCAAUCUGUUUUAAAUGUGAAGGGGCAACAUAACCACAUAGGAGUUAAAUUGAUAGAGCGUUCUCAAUCACGGGUGCAACAAAUAUAGCCUCUUACAAGGCAGCCUCAAAACAUGUUUUUCUUAAUUAAAUGUUUUUAUUUAACAACAAUAACAUGCACAAACUAGUGGUAAAAAGGUUUUUGGCACUCCAAAGAUAUGAUAUGGUACUGUGUUCUGUGGGGUGGAAUUACAGUACCAUUUGAAAUACAGCAAUUCUUUCCCUGCCCAGAACACUUUCCAACAAUGCACCAUAAUUUACAGUAUGCUGCAGUAAUACCCGGACCCAGUUUUCCUUGCAUGAAAAUUAAGCCGUGAUUAGGACUGCCUAUUUGUUCUCAUGAUGAGACAUUCAUGUUGGUUUGCCAAGCCAGACUGUGAUUCACUACUUGUUUCUGUUAUCAUCAGUCAUCUGGUUUCUUUCACCUGUCAUCCUUCAUGUUAAAAAGCUCAUAAUGACUCUGUUGUUACUAAUUGUCUGGGUCAAAUAAAUAUUACUCUUAUGAUCCAUAAAAAGUGUGUUGCUGUUGUUGUUAUUAGUUCUACUACCACUACUGCCCACAGUCCUUGGGAGCGGGCCGUGUCAGUGG
Molecule: messenger RNA, 2845 nt
Organism: Oncorhynchus mykiss (rainbow trout)
Lineage: Eukaryota; Metazoa; Chordata; Actinopteri; Salmoniformes; Salmonidae
Product: 12-(S)-hydroxy-5,8,10,14-eicosatetraenoic acid receptor
Biological process (GO): G protein-coupled receptor signaling pathway
Cellular component (GO): membrane
Molecular function (GO): G protein-coupled receptor activity
Source: RefSeq, a predicted model, not a curated record